Messenger RNA from Alosa alosa (allis shad), 3457 nucleotides. RefSeq names its product interferon regulatory factor 4b (gene irf4b). The record is from RefSeq and is a predicted model, not a curated record. Bases 1502 to 2806 code for a protein of 434 amino acids. Gene Ontology annotation, cellular component: nucleus. Gene Ontology annotation, biological process: immune system process; regulation of transcription by RNA polymerase II. The transcript has 8 exons. NCBI's taxonomy places the organism in Eukaryota, Metazoa, Chordata, Actinopteri, Clupeiformes, Clupeidae. Gene Ontology annotation, molecular function: RNA polymerase II cis-regulatory region sequence-specific DNA binding; protein binding; DNA-binding transcription factor activity, RNA polymerase II-specific.
UGCACACUUCUAUGAAUUAAUAAACUAUAAAUAGAAAAGAAACAUGUUAAUUGCAAUUGUUCAAAACCUGUGUGGUUUACUAUGUUUAGCUAUGGGCUCAAGGCAAUGUAACCAAAACCAAGUGGAAAAUCCCUCUCCUAUCUCCAGCACUUCAGAACACAACAAGAGGGGUUUUGUUUUGUUUGUUUGUUUUUUAAUCAAGGAAUACUAGAAUUUUCAUUAACAAAAAAUCAGGAAGCAUAAACAUAAAGCUGCAUAUGGAGUAGCAUGUUUGCAUUUCACAAAUAGGAAUAUAAGCCAAAUAGAAAUGUUCUUGCCAAAAAAAAAGCCAUAAUGCAAUUGCCCCAAUGAAUCAAGACAAUAUACUUCAUAUUAAUAGUUUAAUGUAUGGUAAAUUAAGCAUUCACCUCACACUACUACAUUAUAAUAUUCUUUUGGGUUUAUGGGUAUAGCACAAAUUUGGUAUUAUUUAUCUUGUAAUACAUUUCUAAUACAGCAUUACUGGGGAAAGUCUACUAUUGCUACUGGACAUUAGAUAACCAACGAUAUUAGGCUAGAAAUUAUGCACUCCCGUCGUUAGUUAGCCUAAACUCGAUUAGAAAGAGGUCUCCACGAGAGAUUUAAUUCUCAGGGUGGGCAAAAAAAACAAAGAAAAUGAUUAAACAGUGAAUAUCUUUGUUCAUGUAUUUUCAACAUAUGAAUACUAACAAAGUAGGCCUACAUUCUGAGCGUUUUGAACAUACCACAAAGAAAUUACACUCUACCCCGGCAUACGUGAUUUGCCUCACCGUGGUCCUCUUGGUCACUGCUCACACAUCUACACUUGUGUGAUCUUUGAUUUAUUUUUUGUAUCCGCUACUGAUAUUGAACAACAUUUCCGUGCAAAAGUUUGCGCACUACAUUGAUCGAUUUAAAAGAACGACCCUCUUUUUCUUAUAAAUAACAAACACGCUCCACUUUCCACUUCUGCGCGUGGGCCGUCUGACACUCGCACUACAGGGCUUCCCCUCGUGUUUACGGGACGCUCGCGCUCCACUGUGACAGAUGCUCCUCUUCAAAAAGUUUCAGCGUGAGUUCCGGUGACGCCCCGCCCAUCCCAGGGAAAGUUAUUUAGUCUGACAGAAUGCGAGGUGAGUUGAUUGAUUGAGAGAGACUGUUGGCUGAAUGAGAAAUAAAACAGGAUUGAGAGCGAAAUAGAGUGGGAGCAAACGAAAUAUAUCGAAACAGGGAGAGUUCUCGUUUAUGUUUGUGUGUAAGUGAUUGAUUCCAAAACUCCAGCGGUUUACAGUUUCAGAGGUAAGAAAUGUGCCGCGCAUUAAUUUUGCGGACCUUUUGAUUGGGAUAUAGAAAAAGUAUUGGGGUGUGAUGGUUUUAUAGCUCAAUGUAGCCUAGUCUGGACAGUAGCCUACAAAACUCACGUAGCCUUCGUGAUCCCGUAUUUAAUUACCUUAGUUGACUUGGUUUGCUAUGGCUUACAUGUCUAUGAACUGAAGUCCUUGCCAUGUGUCAGAUGAACAUAGAUGGGGAGCGCAUGUCGUCCGGUAACGGGAAACUCCGUCAGUGGUUGAUCGAACAGGUGGAUACAGGCAAAUACCCAGGGCUCGUGUGGGAGAAUGAUGAAAAGAGCAUCUUCCGCAUCCCCUGGAAGCACGCGGGCAAGCAGGACUACAAUCGAGAUGAAGAUGCUGCACUCUUUAAGGCCUGGGCUCUUUUCAAGGGCAAGUACCGGGAAGGCAUUGACAAACCGGACCCACCCACGUGGAAGACGCGCCUCCGUUGCGCGCUCAACAAGAGUACCGACUUCGAGGAGAUUGUAGAGCGGAGCCAGUUAGACAUCUCCGAUCCAUAUAAAGUUUACCGCAUCAUACCGGAGGAUGCGAAGAAAGGUUCCAGACCUCUAGUGGAAACAGCGGCUCACUUAGCAUCCCCACAUUAUCAACUGCACUCCACAUACACUCCCCCUCAGAAUCAGGUGUGUAGCUACCCAGAGUAUGGAUGGAGGGGCUAUCAGGCUGAUGAACCCCCCCACCCAGACUACAACACCCCUUACAGCCCUACACACAUGGCCUGGGAAAAUGGUUACCAGAUCAGUGGUUCAUUCUUCAGCUGCAAUCCCUCUGAAGUUCCUGCCACACCCUUUGGCUUUCCCCAGCCUGGCUUCAGAACAGCAGAUGGCAUAUCAGACCAGCGACUGUUGGUGUGUGUGUUCUAUGGCGGGGCCCUGGUUUCAGAAGUGACUGUGCUGAGACCCGAAGGAUGUGUCCUAACGCCACACGGACAUGCUUUCCAGCCAACCAGUGGCCCAGAGGAGGUGCCUCUCCCACAGAAGGCGGGACUUGAAGGCGGUGUCCACCUAUGGGUGGGGUCUGGUGGGCUGUAUGCCCGCCCCUUUGGUUCUGGCAAAGUCUUCUGGGAAGGGGGCCACACUCCUCACAGAGAAAAGCCCAACAAACUGGAGAGAGAUCAGGCCAACAAACUAAUGGACUUGCACACCUUACUCACAGAGCUGCAGAGUUUCUCUCUGCAUUCUCAUCCUCCGCCUCGUCUCCAAGUUCUCUUGUCCUUUGGAGAUGACAUUGAUGCUGAAAUACAAAGGAGGACUCUCACAGUGCAGGUGGAGCCUCUGUUUGCCAGACAGCUCUUCUACCUCAGUCAGUCCGGAAGUAACUACCUCAGGAGUCAUGACUUUCACUCACACACACACUCUCACAGCCUUGCACUGACACAAAAUGAGCUCUCCCCACCCAGCUCACAGGACUAUGCCAGAAUUGUCACCCAUCCACAUGGAAGCUCCUUACCAGAGUGACCCCCCACCCCAACACCCUGUGUGUGAGAGAGUGUGUGUGUUUUCAAAAUGGAGCUGCACGGCUUUGUAUAUGUUAGAGAGAGACAUGAAUAUGUGUGUGUGUGUGUGUGUGUGUGUGUGUGAGCAGUUCAGUUUGAACACCUGAAACCCAGAGGAUAAACCACUGAAUGAAUGUCCUUGGCAAUAAUUCCAUGGUGUGUGGGGAGGCAAGGUGUGUAAGACAUGGCAACCCAAAGAAUGUCAGUGUUUGUUAGUGAGACAUGUUUAAGAUGUGUUGCUCUCUAUAAGCAAGAGAACAAUUACAUCCAGAUUUAAUAUAAGCUGAAUAUUUGUCCUUAAUGACACCACUAACCCUUUAUGUUAAUCUAAAUAAGCCCAAAACCACAACUAAAGUGUUUUAUUAGUCAGGCCAUCCUAAGCAUUGAACAGUUCCAUUGGAUAGUUGUGUAUGUUGAUGUGUGGAUGCUGUGGAUGUGUAUUCUUGUACAUGUGUUACAUCAUGAAGGUGAAUUGAAAUUAUAUUUGACUUGAAUUCACAUUGGCAUUGUUAUUGAUACUGUAUGUUAUUCUGUUUGGUACUGAUAUGUUAUAAUGGUUAUUUCAUGAGUUUGGUCUGUAUUGGUGUUUUCUCCAUGCUGGUUAUAUACUAAA